This is a messenger RNA of Scomber japonicus (chub mackerel), 951 nucleotides long. RefSeq names its product stromal cell-derived factor 1-like. Gene Ontology annotation, biological process: induction of positive chemotaxis; immune response; chemotaxis. Gene Ontology annotation, cellular component: extracellular region. The transcript is spliced from 4 exons. The record is from RefSeq and is a predicted model, not a curated record. NCBI's taxonomy places the organism in Eukaryota, Metazoa, Chordata, Actinopteri, Scombriformes, Scombridae. Bases 64 to 372 code for a protein of 102 amino acids. Gene Ontology annotation, molecular function: chemokine activity; chemoattractant activity.
CAGUUGUGCCCUGGAUUGUAACAGAGUGAGAGCAGCCCUCCUGCAGCCUGAUUGCCCACCACCAUGGAUGUCAAACUACUGGCACUGAUGACUCUGCUGGCUGUGGCCACACGCAUACCAACCUCCAACGCUAAGCCCAUCAGUCUGGUGGAGCGCUGCUGGUGUCGUUCCACCCUCAACACGGUUCCUCAGCGAUCCAUCAAAGAGCUCAAGUUUCUCCACACACCCAACUGCCCCUUCCAAGUCAUUGCCAAGCUGAAGAACAACAGGGAAGUUUGCAUCAACCCAGAGACCAAGUGGCUGCAGCAGUACUUAAAGAACGCCAUUAACAAGGUGAAGAAAACCAGAAGACGCAAUAGCAAGAAGAACUAAAAGGGGAUGUACAUCAUCAGGCAUCCUCAGAUCAAACCUGUAUACCUCCCUCCCACUGCUCUGGAUGUAUGUAAACACGCUGUAUGUACUCGUCCACCUCUCUGGACCGCUUGCGGAACCAGCACUUCACCGCCAAACUGUGCCAACCCCAGCACCACUGCAGGUCCCUCUGGAUGCCCACGCAGUCACCUCCAACCAUCCAUAUUAGCACCAAGUGCAAUUCCACCUCAUCCCUGGAAUGAUGGGACACAUGUUGACGUUGAAUAUAUGAGUGUGAGUGCUGGGUGAUUGACACGAGAGAGAAAGUGUGUUUGAAUGUGCUUCAUGUGAACUAACUGUGUGUCUGUUUAAAGUAUUUUCUUACUUCACGCAGCUAUAAAGGGACAAUUUGAGCUUUCUGUCUCACACAUAAGGCUUUGUGGGUAAUGCAACCUUCACCUCAUGUCAGAUUAAUGAUACAUAUGAGCUGCUGACAGAGAAACAUUUUCACAUCAGUCUCCUGGUGGAAUAAUGAUUGGGGCGUUGUUGGCAGGCCCUGAUGAUAUAUUAGGCCAAGUCAAAUGUAUCAGUUAUUCUGGC